GGAGGGAAGGAGGCGAGAAAGACGAGGAGGAGAGUGAAACUGAGGUCGUGGGUGAAAUGUGGUGGAGGGACAUCGGUCCCAGUUGCACUUUUUCUCUCGCUGCCUCUGCAAUGGGUUGCUUUGAAUUCGCUGAUUGAUCCGAAGAGCUUGUGUUGAUCUGCUCCUGCUCCUGCUGCUGUCUUCGAGUGGUGUGGAUUUCCUGUCGUUUGUUCGGUCGCUUGGGGAUGUAGGACGGCGUGGAGACGCAGAACGAGACGAGAGGACCGGGGAGGAGAGUGGAGAGGAGAGGCGAGGCACAGACAAGAGAAGGAAGAAGAAGAGGAAAUUUUACUGCUAGCUGGUCGACGGACUGGCUGAGUGAGUGAAUGUUGACGCUGGAUGGGCGCACUUGAUCUGGAAUUAGAGAUCGAAGAAGAGGAAGAGGAAGAGGAAGAGGAAGGGGGAGAGGAGGAGGAGGAAGAAGAAACUACGGUUCUUGAGUGAUUUGAGAUUCAGAGGUUGUCAGAUUAUCGAGAGGUUUGAUUCGCUUCAACUUUCUUUCGAAGAGUUGUAGGACCAGACGUGGGAUCAGUCUGAAAUUUAGAAAGCAGAAAGGUGCCAAACCAACAAAAGAGGAAUAGAAAGAGCGCAUCAGCCCAGUGUGUCGUAGAUUGUUGGAACUUGUUCUUAUAAACUUACAAACGCAAAAAGGAAGCUGACUGUCCACUCUCUGUCAAUCUUGUCCUCAUGAGAACUUGCCUCGGAUGUACGAUAUGUGAGAAGGUAAUCCGUUUCUGGAUUUUACUUUGUGGAUGUCUCAUCCCUGACCUGGAAAUUGGACGUGAUCUGGGAGCGUCCCAGCUAUUAAUGUCUAAGAAAUCCGAGAGCAAAAAGGAAGAAGCCCUGAGGUCGCGAGGUGAAAGAGUGCCGCUGAAAGAUGUGGUGGCUGAUUGCGAGAGGCGUUGGUUCGAAGCCACUCUGAAGGCUGCCCGGAGUGGGGAUGUCAGUAUGCAAUCUCUUGUCGGACAGAUGUUCUGUUCCGGUUACGGAGUCGCUCCGGAUCUGAAGAAGGGUAGGUUGUGGCUCCAAAAGUCUGCGGAAGUAGACAAAGAUGCAAGGGUACUUCUAGCGUCCUUAGCCGAGUCGAACGGAGAACCUUGGACUAUGUACACAAACAGCUUCAAAGAUAACCAAAAUAUAGUUGCCAUGUUUCAUAGCGUGGGCAAUUCUGUGGAUCCUCCUAGUGUAGAUUGAUUCUGAAGAACACCCGCUGUUAAUAAAAGUACACCUUCCAAAGGUGGAGAAGAAGGGUUAGUCCGUGCUGGAGACCGAGGGCUGCCUAGGUUAUUUGCAAGGCAAGUGAUAUUUAAGAGCAUGCAGAGGAACCCGAGCCCUAUAUGCAUCUUGCACAUCCGUGGUUGCGAAAUUGGGUGCUGGACGUAUGUCAAGGGUUAUGCCAUAGGCAUCUGGAAGGUUAUUGCGGAAUCUACGAUCUAUCCUUGUCGCUCCUGGCGAAGAACAACCCACAGUUGCUUCUGAAUUCUGAUUGAUUUUUGUGUAUAUUAUCAGUAGAUAUUACCUCAUAGAACAGCAGCCUACCAAGCAAAAAAGAGUGACUUGUAUACUAGGCAUUGUCCGAGGGGUGUGGAAUUGUUGGUAGCUGCACUGAUUAUUCAAUCUUUCUGUGGGUCUUUUAAAAUAAAGAAACUUUUCAUGUGC
Molecule: messenger RNA, 1698 nt
Organism: Marchantia polymorpha subsp. ruderalis
Lineage: Eukaryota; Viridiplantae; Streptophyta; Marchantiopsida; Marchantiales; Marchantiaceae
Source: the annotation of a GenBank genome assembly